Molecule: messenger RNA, 1561 nt
Organism: Mangifera indica (mango)
Lineage: Eukaryota; Viridiplantae; Streptophyta; Magnoliopsida; Sapindales; Anacardiaceae
Product: UDP-glycosyltransferase 72E1-like
Exons: 1
Coding region: 20-1489 (489 amino acids)
Molecular function (GO): UDP-glycosyltransferase activity
Source: RefSeq, a predicted model, not a curated record
CACCCUUACUCCCUCUUCCAUGUCAAAGUCUUCCACAAUGCAAAUCACAAAACCACAUGUAGCCAUGCUUGCAAGCCCCGGCUUGGGGCAUCUUAUUCCUGUUCUGGAGCUUGCUAAACGCCUUGUUACCCAUCACAACCUCCAAGUCACCGUCUUAGUUGUGGCUUCUGACGCUUCAGAUGAACAAUUAUCUCAACUUCUCCACUCAAUAAACCAAGAUUUCCUUAAUAUCGUCUUACUCCCGUCUGUGGACAUCUCUGCCAUCGUCGAUCCGGAUGCAUCAAUAUCAAUAAAGAUUGUAGUUAUGAUGCAUGAGUCCUUGCCUCUCCUCCGAUCUGCGAUUUCUGCGAUGGCAAUUCGUCCAACGGCUCUGAUUGUCGACUUGUUUGGAACUGAAGCUAUGGCGAUUGCUGAUGAGUUUGAGAUGUUGAAGUUCGUAUUCAUUGCUUCUAAUGCCUGGUUUUUCGCUGUUGCUAUAUAUACUCCAGAAUUUGAUAACAAGGCGUUAGCUGAACACGUUUACCAGCACCAACCACUGAAAAUCCCUGGUUGCACUCCUAUCAAGUUCAAGGAUACCCUUGAGAUCUUUCCGCUUUUUGAGACUCCCAUUUAUGAUGGAUAUUUGAAUGCUUCAAGGUUGAUGUCAUCAGCCAAUGGGAUUCUGGUAAAUACCUGGGAGGAUUUAGAGCCCAAAACACUGAGAGCCUACAGAGAUUCUAAUUUGCUAGGGCGCAACUCCAAGGCACCUGUUUAUCCUAUUGGGCCAUUGGCAAGAUCCGUUCAACCGUCGACUUCAGGAAAAGAAAUACUGGAUUGGUUGAACAAGCAACCAAGAGAAUCAGUAUUAUAUGUCUCAUUUGGAAGUGGAGGAACAUUAUCAGCAAAACAAAUUGUAGAGCUGGCAUUGGGCUUGGAGCUAAGCCAACAAAGAUUUAUUUGGGUGGUUCGUCCCCCGGUUGAGAAUGAUGUUUCUGGGUCGUAUUUCUCUGUAGGAAUCGACUCUUCCGAUGGUCAAGAUUUUUUACCGGACGGGUUUUUAGCUCGGACCCAAAAGAUUGGACUGCUUGUCCCUAUGUGGGCUCCUCAAGCAGAGAUCUUGGCGCAUCAAUCUGUCGGUGGAUUUUUAACACACUGUGGAUGGAAUUCCGCCCUGGAAAGUAUAAUCAACGGGGUUCCGAUGAUCGCAUGGCCACUGUACGCAGAGCAGAAGAUGAAUGCCACGAUGCUGACGGAGGAGCUUGGGGUGGCUGUGCGUUCAAAGGAGAUGCCGUCAGAGAGAGUAGUGGAGAGAGAUGAGAUAGAGAUGAUGGUGAGAAAGAUCAUGGUGGACAAGGAAGGAUAUGCUAUAAGAAACAAGGUGAAGGAGCUACAAUUGAGCGCUGAAAAAGCUUCGAAUAAAGGUGGUAGCUCCUUUAAUUCACUUUCCCGGCUGGCCGAUGACUGCUGGAGUUUUGUCCAAACCUUGGAAGUAAAGGCUAAAGGUGGUUAAAACGAAAACAAUAAACCAUGUACACUAAAAUAACACAAAUUUAUAUAUAAAAUAUAAUAUAUUAUUAUACAA